GGUGCGCUGCAGACGGUCCCGCAUCCUAUAAAGGCUCCAGCGCGAACGCAUUUUGAACACACAGCCACACCAUGAUCGACCAACUCCUCGGCCGCCCGUCUCCAAACCUCCGCCGUUCACAGGUAUUCAUCGUCCUCUUCUUCUGCAUAUGGCGGUUGUACAAAGGUGACGGCGCACCUCGGCCCUUUCCCUCAAGGACAGAGUCAGCGUUCGCCCCAGGGCCUAGUGGACGGCGGGGGCUAAAAGCGAGAGAUAAGGCUGGAAAAUCGUGGAUAUGGAGACUAUGGGUUCAAUUAGUUGGGAAAAGGGCGGUGGCGUGGAUUGGCAAGCUCAAUGAGCGACUGAAACAUUUUACGCCUUAUCAGCUGAUAUUGGCCACUUUGACACUGGUGUAUGCCUUGAGACACUUCGAUGAUCUGCUAGGAAUCAGUGCGCCUGAACCUUUAGCAAAGAUGUAUACCCGGUCGUACUAUCGCGCGACAUACGUCAACACAGCAUUCGAUGCGGGCUUCUCUAUAGCCAUGAACAUACGGCCCAAAUGGUUGAAGGACAUUUGUAGCAUGUUGUUCUCCGCCUAUUACCUUGCCUAUGCCAGUGAAGGCGAUGAGGUUCUCAGGCGGUUCCGAGCCGUAUGCUCUGUGGAAAUGCUUCGGACUACAUGGGAGAAGACAAAGAAUCCCUAUAUUCGCCUCAUAACAUCGAGCCAUCGUGUCCGUUUGCCUAUAGUCCGAACAGUCACCAUUGCUCGCCCUUCUAAUUCAUCAAGAUCCUCAUUACCACCUGUCAAGGCAAUGCUCUUUUUCCCAGGUUCAGAAGAGGAGCUUGCGUCUGCUACAGAGCUCAUUGUAGACUUUCCAGGGGGCGGUUUUAUAGCAAUGGGUCCCGAAUGUCAUGAGGAGAGAUUGCGCAUAUGGGCUAAACGAACAGGAAAGCCCGUACUAGGUGUGGAUUACGGGAAGGCCCCGGAAUAUCCAUAUCCGUGGGCAAUAGAGGAAGGCUUUGACGCCUAUCGCACCCUUAUGGAGACGAAAGGAGAAGUUAUCGGCAUCACGAGCGGCAAGCUGGGGAUUGUACUGACAGGCGACUCUGCAGGAGGUAACAUCUGUGCCACCAUUAUGCUACGUAUCCUUGAACACCCUACUGGCAUCCCGAAACCCGUCUCCAUGAUUCUUGCUUACCCCGCUCUCGAUUUCAAUUUCACUUCCUGGAUGUCCCCUCAAAAUCUUCGCGUCCUUCGCACUGAGCAAAGCGAGACACAAAUACCUGGUCUCGUCCAUGGGAAAGACCACAUGCGUCAUAAAGCGCCGCUGAGCGUGGUUGAUGAUCUGGAAGAUAGAACCAGAAAAAGCGGGAGUAGCAAGCAGAAGAGCUGGGCAAAGACGCUUUCAGGCAAGCUUCCCGGAGAAGAAGAGGAUACACACGAGGAAGACGACGAAGAAGAGGUUCAGAAUGCCCGGUGGGAUCAAAGGAGAGACGCAGAAAAGUCUCUGGCAGAAAGGGUAAAAACUCCUCGAGAAGAAAGAAGAUUUGAGUUUACCCUACUAGAUUCACCUGCUCCUCUAGAGGGAAAGGAAGAACAAGAUUUGCAAGUGAACGAGAUGGUGGAAACGAAGAGGAAAAAGGUGCCUAUUGGUACCAGAUUGACAAUGACAAGCCGAGUGGGAUACUUCCAGGAUAGGAUCAUCUCUCCUAGCAUGAUGCGUGCCAUGGCUAUACUUUACAUUGGUCCCGCUCGUAACCCAGACUUUGAAACGGAUUACUAUAUCUCUCCAAUCCUUGCGCCUCCUCAUCUCCUCGCUCAUUUUCCUCCGGUAUAUUUCAUUUCUGGCGAGCGCGACCCAUUCGUGGACGAUACAGUGAUUUUCUCUGGCAAAAUUAGAGAAGCUAAGCGAGCUCGCAAAGCCCAAGCCGAGACCGCCGCUCUGAGCAAUCCGUUCAAGUUCGGAGAAACGCUUCGGAUGAGCUCUGGGAAACGCGGAGGGAAAUCCUUCGCUGCGAAGAUGGAUACACCUGACCCAAUAUUGUCAGAGCUGGAUGAUGACUGGGUUCAAAUGAGGAUAAUCGAAGGAUGGGGGCACGGGUUCAUGCAAAUGUCGUCAUUGAUGCGUGAAGUGGACCCCGUGUUGAUGGAGAUGGCAGACUGGAUUGACGAAUCAUUUGAAAAGGCGAAGGAGAAACAAAUGGAUCUGGAAAAAUUACAAGCGGCUAAGAUGGCAAUUCCGGCUUCUCCACUAUCUGAGGACGGCAGUCGCACGCCUGUGGAAGCCGCCCUCCUCAACAACAGUAUCACUGCCCAUUCUGUCCAUAUCAAGCCCUCACGAGAGUAUGGUGAGGCCACCCCUGGUCAAGCAUCCAAGGGGGGUGAUCUCGGCACAGCCUUUGCGGGUGAUGGAGAAGUAGAUGACGGCAAAGACAAUAUGGUGACAUUUACCCCCAAAACUAAAAAGAGGAUUCCGCCACCCUCGAAUUUCCACACGGUGCCGCGUCGACCGUCUAAAGAAUCCCUUGCACUGCAGCGCUCUCCAUCUGCGCCCAAGUUUGAUGCGGACGAGACUGGGUCGUCAGGAGAGGCUAUGACGAUCCAAACGCCACCUCUUGUCAACUCUGCUAAGCGUUUCUUGUCAGUACAGGGUACGCCCAAAGGUUCGGGUGCCUUUGCAUUCUUUGGUUCCGGAAAGAGUGCACCUACAUCCAAACCCCGUUCUGGAAGGAUCUCUCCUACCCUCUUUGGUAUUCCUCGGAUAUCCCCGUCGCCUGCGGGAAUAAACGGUGCCCCAGUUACUGAGAGUAAUACAAACAAGAUAACUAGGCCGCCUCUAUCAGGGGCUGCAUCUGCACCGGACAAACCCAAGAAGGGUCUCGUUGCUGCAGCAGUCGCCAGCGCCCGCGCUGCCAGUCCUGCAUUAGCUGCUGCAGGUUUUGCCCCUCAGAGCGUGGGUAACGUAUCAGAAGCUGAAUUAUUGCGCAGGAGAAGGAUGGAGGCAGUUUAUGGCAUCGGGGAGACUAAAGAUGGGACUGGUAAUGAAGUGGACGAAUAAAUUUGUAUCGUAGAUCAUCAGUUGAAUGCCUGUACUCAAUUUUUUCGUGAUUGUUCUAGCAUCCCACUUUUUAUUGUUUAAUUAUGUUUAUCAAUGUUUUUACUAUGCAAGA
This is a messenger RNA of Cryptococcus deneoformans JEC21, 3150 nucleotides long. Its product is annotated as hormone-sensitive lipase, putative. Lineage: Eukaryota; Fungi; Basidiomycota; Tremellomycetes; Tremellales; Cryptococcaceae. Gene Ontology annotation, biological process: triglyceride catabolic process. Gene Ontology annotation, cellular component: cytosol. The transcript is spliced from 10 exons. The record is from RefSeq and is a predicted model, not a curated record. The coding region runs from base 72 to 3038 and encodes 988 amino acids. Gene Ontology annotation, molecular function: triacylglycerol lipase activity; sterol ester esterase activity.